GCAGCGGCAGGCAGCUCCACUCACCCCGCCCCACUCUUCCCUCAGCAUGGCUUCCUUGGGGCAGAUCAUCGUCUGGAGUGUGAUUAACAUCAUCAUUAUCCUGGCUGGAGCAAUAGCGCUCAUCAUUGGCUUUGGCAUUUCAGGCAAACACUUCAUCACCGUCAGGACAUUCACCUCGGCUGGAAACAUCGGAGAGGAUGGGAUUCUGAGCUGCACUUUUGAACCUGACAUCAAGCUCAACGGCAUUGUCAUCCAGUGGCUGAAAGAAGGGACCCUGGGUUUGGUCCAUGAGUUCAAAGAAGGCAAAGACGAUUUCUCACAGCAGCACGAGAUGUUCAGAGGCCGGACGGCAGUGUUUGCUGAUCAGGUGGUGGUUGGCAACGCUUCCCUGAGGCUAAAAAAUGUGCAACUCAUAGAUGCUGGCACCUACACGUGCUACAUCCGUACCUCCAAAGGAAAAGGGAACGCUAACCUGGAGUAUAAAACUGGAGCCUUCAGUGUGCCAGAGAUAAACGUGGACUAUAAUGCCAGCUCAGAGAGUUUGCGCUGUGAGGCUCCUCGGUGGUUCCCCCAGCCCACAGUGGCCUGGGCAUCUCAAGUUGACCAAGGAGCCAACUUCUCGGAAGUCUCCAACACCAGCUUUGAAUUGAACUCUGAGAAUGUGACCAUGAAGGUUGUAUCUGUGCUCUACAAUGUCACAAUCAACAACACAUACUCCUGCAUGAUAGAGAACAGCAUAGCCAAAGCCACAGGAGCCAUCAAAGUGACAGAUUCGGAGGUCAAAAGGCGGAGUCAGCUGCAGCUACUGAACUCGGGGCCUUCCUGGUGUGUUUCUUCUGUCCUUCUGAUUGUCUGGGCACUGCUGUCUCUCUCCACUGCCAGAUGCUAAGAUGAGGGGUCUUGGCCACACAAAAGCAUGCAAAGUGGCUGGUACAGCAGAAUCCCAGAGAUCUACAGACAUAGUCUCCACGACAUAUGACCUAGUUUUGUAUUUCUGGGAGAAAAUGAAUUCGUGUCUAGAAGUCUGCAGUGAACAGACAGGAACAAGACGCAAAGAAGAAAACAAAAGCAACCCACAGAUGCCUCCAAUAGGAACAAGACGGACCUAGAAAAUAUUUCAACCAAACUAGAGUGUAGUAAGACCGCUAGUACAACGUGUGCAGGGUUUUCCCAGGCCUCAGGGACCUCCCCUUGGCUGCCAGCUCCGGGGGAGUGAGAGGAUGGGCUGUUAGUGUUGCUCUCAUAGCUCCUGGAUGGGUUUGAUCGCCAUAUCCUCGUUUUGUAUUCAGCACAUUAAACAUAGUGUACACUGUGAACAGCAGCUAAUCAGCCGCCACUUCACAGCUCCGAGGUGGCGGCGUUUGAGUGACGGGCCCCCGCGAUGCACUUCUCAUUAGGAUGCUUUCAAAACUGCUUUGGCUUCUCCUCCUACCUGACAAAUGUCAACCGUGUAGGGAGGGUGAUCAUAAUUUCAGGGCAAACAAAAUAUUCGAAUGAUGCUGAUUUUUCCAAAUAAUCGGAAUGACUUCUUUCUCGGGCAAACAAAUGCAGCUUAGUUCUCGGAUGAUGCUGAUUUGUUCACGGCUCAGGAGAGGCGCUCUCCUCAUCCUGCCCUGUGGCCUUAUGUCAUCAUGAGGUUUGAAGUUUCUACUUUCUACCCUGCAUGAAUAGUCGUGACCUCAGCUUCCGGCCUCCAGAGCACUGGGGGUGAAGUGGCGUGAUUUUCCCCCCUUCUUAUCUUUCAUGUGACGUUUGGCAAUGGAGGGAGACUAAUCGCCACAACUAAAGGAAGAGGGAGAGCAGGGUUACUGGUACCGAGAGGGAAGAGCUCAGAGAUUAUGUUCAACAUCUUGCAAUAGACAGGACAAGUCCUGCUAAGAAAGAAUUUAUCCAACUCCAAAUGCCAAUCACAUCAAGGUUGGGAAAUCCUGAAUUAGAACAGAAAAGAUGUGGGGAAAAGGUGAGUGCAAGCAAGCCCAUUUGCUUCUGAGAGUGGGCAUCGGCUGCUGUCUCUGGCUCCUGUGCAGAGAGCCCGAUCUCUGCGCUGUGUGACAUCCUUCAGUGAACAGUUGGCGAGCGAUGUGAGAGACUCUCCGCAGGAUUAUCUUCAGCUCACGGUACUGCUGCGGCCUCUCCCUUCAUUCUGCCACACAGUAAGUUUGGCUCAAAUGCUGCCCGAUUUCCAUUUCAAGUUUUCUGUCUCUGGAUUUACAUCUCGCGAUCAUGUCUGGACAAAACACACGUUAAGGCAACAGAAAUAAAUCUUCCUCAAAACACACAGAGACUUCUGGGCUUUGGGAGUUCUGCUUGUUUUUAGGGUGCUAGAGAUCAAGUCACUGAGCUAUACCCUAGCCGACGCAGAGACUUCUAAGAGAAAAUGGGGCAGUGUUCUUUGAAAUGAAGGCUUA
Molecule: messenger RNA, 2408 nt
Organism: Arvicola amphibius (Eurasian water vole)
Lineage: Eukaryota; Metazoa; Chordata; Mammalia; Rodentia; Cricetidae
Gene: Vtcn1
Product: V-set domain containing T cell activation inhibitor 1
Exons: 6
Coding region: 47-889 (280 amino acids)
Source: RefSeq, a predicted model, not a curated record